Molecule: messenger RNA, 1479 nt
Organism: Aspergillus terreus NIH2624
Lineage: Eukaryota; Fungi; Ascomycota; Eurotiomycetes; Eurotiales; Aspergillaceae
Product: Zn(II)2Cys6 transcription factor
Exons: 2
Coding region: 1-1479 (492 amino acids)
Biological process (GO): regulation of DNA-templated transcription
Molecular function (GO): zinc ion binding; DNA-binding transcription factor activity, RNA polymerase II-specific
Source: RefSeq, a predicted model, not a curated record
AUGCCGAAACUCCAGGCAUCUCGCCCAAGAACAUCCAGAAGUUGCGACAAUUGCCGAGUCGUGAAACGACGCUGUGACAAGGAGGUUCCCCAGUGUGGUCAAUGCAUUCGCACGCGCGAAAUAUGCCGCGGAUACCGCGACGAAUGGGACUUGAUCUUCCGUGACCAGACAAACCACACCAUCCAACGUUCCCGUAAGGCCCGAGAAACGAGCAGGGUCUCGACCAGGGCUACCCCACUGAUUCCACCUACCCGAGGCCUACACCCCAGUCUCGAGGAGAUCGGCGUGAGUUACUUCCUCCGGGACUUUGUCGCGGGGGGUCGCGCCCCGUCACGCGGGUAUCUGACCUAUAUCCCGAUGGUCUAUUCGGCCGAUGCAGAGCACCCGGCCUUCGUGGCCAGUAUAGCGGCCGUGGGCCUCGCCGCCUUAGCCUCCCGCCAGCCUGAGCUAAGGGUUUGUGCGCGCGCCAAAUACUCAGAGGCGAUCCGCCAUGUGAACCAGGCGUUAGCAUCCCCCGCGGAGUCCGUCAAAGACAGCACCUUGAUGGCGGUGAUCUCGCUGGGAGUCUUCGAGCACAUCUCCAACUUUGAGUCUUGGGUUCGACAUGUCAAAGGAGCGGCCGCGUUGGUGGUUGCCCGCGGCAAAUCGCAAUUCGCCCGUAGGCCUGCCAUCCUGAUGUUCAACCAGGUGCGCGCCGAUAUGGCAACGGCUUGUAUCCAGACCGUGCAGCCGUUUCCGGCCGAAUUGCAGGAGCUGCAGGAAGAGGCGACCAAAUAUACCGACCGUUUGGAUGCAUCAUGGUUAGCCGGCAUCCUCGCCACGCGGUGCGCAACCCUUUUCGCGAGCGUCGCAAAGAAGCAUCAGGACAAGUUUCUAGAGACACCCAGAUCCUGGACGGACUUCCUAGAAGAAGCGAUCGCGAUUCAGAGUGAUUUUCAACAUGUUCAUCAUAUGCUUGCUCUGCAAGAACCGUACAUAACUACCAGGGAACUCCGUGGGAGCGCGACUUUCGUUUCUUGCAAUGGCCAAUAUGACCUAUACAAGACAUCCUGGGCAAUAAGGCUUUGGAAUAACUGUCGAACGGUGGAGAUUAUCGUUUGCGAGAUUGUAUGCUGGCUUAUAAACAAGAUCCUGACCGAGGAGUCGGCUCGUCCCGCUGCGGACCAGCUGAAGCUUCAGUCAAAGCUCCGGUAUACCAUGCAGGUUAUUUCAAGACGAAGCGCGGACAUCCUGGCCAGUGUUCCACAGGGUCUAGGGCUCGUCUCGGUCCCUGAUGCGGAUAUACCCCAGGAACCCAACGUGUCGGGUGGGUAUAUGCUGAUCUGGAAUCUGUAUACCGUCGGUAAAUCUCCUGCUAUCAGUGAUCAAGAUCGCCAAUGGAUCAUCAAGCAACUGAAGGGUAUCAGUGAGCGUGCAAAUGUUGCAAUGGCGCUCGAGCUCGCGAAGGAUCUUGUUGAAAUAGGACGAAGUGAGCGUUGA